AUGGCCUCCUGUUGACUUGUGCGUCUUGCUCUCCUCCUUCUUUUCCCUUCCACUCUCUUUUUCACGCCCACGAUCCUUACCACCGCGCUGCGAGCUUUUGCUCGCGUCCAGUCUUUCGUCAACGGGUCUCUUGUAGCCCAGUCACUCCUUUUUUGAUUUGGUUCUGCUGCUGUAGUCUUUGUCUCAUUCACUCUUUUUUGGACUAUUCCGUUAACCAUGCAUACAACCGGACUAACAGCCAGCUUGCUGGCCACAGCCACAUUCAUCUCAUCAACUCUUGCUUCGCCAAUCCUCGAGACACGAUCUGUUCCUGCAAAGCGAGCCACCGGGCUGAACCUUGCCGUCUACUGGGGACAAGGACCGAACCAGAACAGAUUGGCAGACUUCUGCCAGGACUCGGCCAUCGAUGUCAUUCCUAUUGGUUUCGUCAACACUUUUCCCGAUCAGGCCGGCAACAAUGGAUAUCCCGGAACGAACUAUGCAAACGCGUGCGGGAGCCCAUAUUGGAUUGCGCCAGAUGGCACCCAGACGAAGAUGUUCACUACUUGUUAUCAGCUGGCGGAGGAUAUUCCCAUAUGCCAGGCAGCUGGAAAGAAAAUCCUUGUCUCUCUGGGAGGCGAUAGUCCUGGCAACUUCAUCGCUUCCACGGCGUCUGCGCAAUCGUUCGCGGACUUUCUUUGGGGCGCAUAUGGUCCACCGCAAGAUACCACGCAGACCACAUUCCCUCGACCUUUUGGCACAGAUGUUAUCGUCGACGGUUUCGAUCUGGAUAUCGAAUCUGGCGGUGACUCGUACUACUCUGAUCUGGUCAACCAGCUGAGAGUCAACUUUGCAACCUACAAUGCAAAGAGCUUUUAUAUCUCUGGUGCGCCACAGUGCAUUGUACCAGAUGCUCAUCUGGGUAGCGCUAUUACAAAUUCGGAGUUUGACUAUGUGUUUGUGCAAUACUAUAACACGGACAGUUGCUCGGCGGCGUCUCUGUUCUCUUCGGGGACAUUGAGCACAACCACUGACCUCUCAUAUGGCUGGGUGAAUUGGCUUGAACAGAACUCCAAGAACAAGAAUGUCAAAUUGUUCGUCGGCCUCCCAGCGUCGACUGUUGCGGCGCAUUCUCAAGACUAUCUCGAUCUGGACGAGGCUAAAUCCCUGAUUACCGCCUAUGCCUGUGGCACUUCAUACUCGUCAAUCUUCGGAGGUGUCAUGUUGUGGGAGGCCACGUACUCGAACAACAACCAAAUCAACGGCGAGAGCUAUGCUCAAAAUAUCAAGGACAUUAUCAACGGUAUUUCUUGCCCUGGUCAGACUACCACGACCACCACAACUACUACAACCUCGAGUACCACAACCACAACCUCAUCGACGACAACGACGACGACCACAACCACCACCACGACAGUAGCGCCAACCACCACUACCACGACAACUACGCCGGCAGCUCCAACAACCACAACUAGCACAACCUCAACGACGUCUACGACUACCACAACCACGACUACCACAACUUCCAGCUCAGCCGUCGGUCCCAUCGGAGGCUCAACGACCAGCACUACUAGCACGUGGACUUGGCCAGCCACGUCCAGUAGCACGACCUCGACAACCACGACCACCUCGAGCUCAGCUGUCGGACCUAUUGGCGGUUCAACGACCACCACCACUAGCACUUGGACUUGGCCAGCUACAUCCACGAGCACAACCACAACCACCUCAAGCUCAGCAGUCGGACCUAUUGGUGGCUCGACAACCACUACCACUACCACUACCACUUGGACUUGGCCCGCCACAUCCAGCAGCUCAACCGCCACCACGACCACGACCUCGAGUUCUCAAGUCGGCCCAGUUAGCGAAACCACCACAUCCACUACAUCCAACUGGGCGUGGACUACUACCACUGCCAGCACCACGACUUCAUCCUCCGUCGUCAGCCCGAUUAGCUACACCACUAUGAGCUCGAUCUGGACCACUGUUCUCAGCGGUCAAUAUACAGUGACCUGGGGUGACUGGCCAACGACCACAACGACCACAACCACCAGCUCUGCCUCGGCCACCGUGGGACCCGACUAUACGGUCACGGUCGUGACGACUUCCUACGUUGAUGUCUGCCCAACAGGAUUCACCACCAGGCCGUUCACUCUGACGACCAGCGUGCCCGUCGCCCCAGCCUCAGCCACACCUACCCCGUUCGUCUGGCCCAUCGGCCCGAACGGCUGUCCACGAGGCUUCACCACGACGGUCACCACGUGUACCGCUUGCGCCGAGACCGUGGUCACAGUCACUUUGACCAUCCCACAAGCGACCACCACAGCUUCCGCCGUCGUCACGCAAACCGUUGUCCCCGUUCAAUCCAGCCCGGCCGGCUUCGCUCAAAUCAGCGCAACUGCAUCAUUCUACACCGUGACAGGGCCUGUCGUCAGCGACACCCGUACGCGUCCUGCCCCUGUAACGCAAACGCUUGAGGCCUCUACACCAGUCGCUCCUGUCGCCGCCACAUCAACGCUAUCGACAGUUAAACAGACUCAGACUCUCGCAGUCUCAUCGGUUGUCUCACCAGCAGGCGAGACCUCCCCAGCCAGCAACAGCGGCUGGCUCGGCGUGUCUGGUUCUGGGUCGACAAGCUCAGGCUCAACCUCGAGCAACCCCGUUUCGCCAGCGAUUGCCACAUUCACGGGUGCCGCCUCGUCGCAACGACUACCCGGCUCGGCGCUGAGCGUUGCCGUAUGCGCGGUCGUUGCAGUUGCCGGCUUGCUUCUUUGAGAGUUUGAGCUGGAGCUGAAUUUUGCAGCCUGAGUUUCGAUCCGUGAUACCCCCCAAGCAUUCAGAAAAUUUCGUCGCAUGGCACGAGGCGGGAAGGGGCCCCGGAAGCAGCGGGGUGAAAGCAUUAGUGUGAGCGAGCAUUUUUAUCUGUGGAUUUUUUUUCAUGUUUAGUUGUUGAACAUAUUUAUUCUCAUAUAUAUAUCCAUCCGGACCUCUGUUAUAUAACAUGAUUGGCAUUUUGUACAUUGUUAUGACAUUGUAUGACAUUGUAUGACAUUGGCAUUGUGAAUGACUGGCAUAUAUACUUUUGAACGGCCCGCCAUAACGAGUGCCAUCUUCAGAGGACCCAAAUGUCUACGACGGGGUUCCUGGCAAUGGGAACCUUGCC
Molecule: messenger RNA, 3139 nt
Organism: Exophiala xenobiotica
Lineage: Eukaryota; Fungi; Ascomycota; Eurotiomycetes; Chaetothyriales; Herpotrichiellaceae
Exons: 3
Coding region: 217-2751 (844 amino acids)
Biological process (GO): carbohydrate metabolic process
Cellular component (GO): extracellular region
Molecular function (GO): chitinase activity
Source: RefSeq, a predicted model, not a curated record